AGGCCAUGCAUCCUUAUAUUUGAUUCAUUGGUCGGUCCUGUUCGAAACUCUGGUUCUGUAAUAAAGCUUCUGAGAGAAUAUUUACAAGUAGAGUGGGACAUGAAAAUGAGGGCAGAGCAUGGCAGCCGCAUAUUCAACAAAGAUACCAUGAGAGGAGGUUUCCCAGAGUGUCCGCAGCAGACAAAUUACAGCGAUUGCGGUAUAUACAUCCUACAAUAUGUUCAAAGUUUUUUCACGAACCCAAUUGAAAAUUAUACAUUCCCCAUCAAGUUGGCCAAGUGGUUCGACGAAACCAUUGUAUGCAAAAAAAGAAGUCAGCUACAACAAUUAAUCAUGAAAAUGCAGGUU
Messenger RNA from Helobdella robusta, 348 nucleotides. RefSeq lists its product as hypothetical. The transcript has 3 exons. Gene Ontology annotation, cellular component: cytoplasm; nucleus. Gene Ontology annotation, biological process: protein desumoylation. Lineage: Eukaryota; Metazoa; Annelida; Clitellata; Rhynchobdellida; Glossiphoniidae. The annotation marks the transcript as partial. The record is from RefSeq and is a predicted model, not a curated record. Gene Ontology annotation, molecular function: SUMO-specific endopeptidase activity.